Carassius gibelio (silver crucian carp) is the source of this 1711-nucleotide messenger RNA. Its product is annotated as inositol 1,4,5-trisphosphate receptor-interacting protein. Gene Ontology annotation, cellular component: membrane. The record is from RefSeq and is a predicted model, not a curated record. NCBI's taxonomy places the organism in Eukaryota, Metazoa, Chordata, Actinopteri, Cypriniformes, Cyprinidae.
GCGUACCUUGGUUCCACCAUCACCGUUGGCAAACUUGUGAGUUUUGUAGAGGGUUUUGUGAAUGACCUGCUGGAAGCGAGGACUACAAGUUCGGACAUGGAGAUUGAAGACUUUGUUUGUGUUGGGAGCUUACACGAGCAAUGGGCUUCAAGAAAGUGCUUCAUGUGCGACAUACAUGUACCUGUUGUCCAUCCAAAGCCAUAUACUUUUGAGUUUGAGCUUUUGAAAGAAAGUAGAGGUUCUUCAACCAUCCAGUACUGUUGCAGAGUCAGGAUGGUCAAAGGUGAUGCCAGUUCAACCAUCUGCCCUUGCAGCAAUUCCAGCUUAGAUGAUGAUGAUACGUUGUGUCUUCUACAUCCAAAUAAAAAAGAUAAUGUGACUGAAAAGUACAUUAAGGGCAUUCUAUGCCUAGAAAAUAGCUCAUAUCUUGCUAAAAAGUAUGUUCUGAAGUGGUUUAAGACAGCCGUUAAGAAAGCAUGGGAUGAGAUCAGCUACAAGUAUGAGUUUGACCUCAUAUUCCAGAAUAGCGAAAACCCUGGAAAUCUCAAAGUUCGUUUCAGGUCAGGUCGGGUCAUACUGUUCAAUCUCACAUCUGUGGUCAGAUUUAAAGACUCAGAGGUAUAUCUGAUCACGUAUUCUCCCUCUGCCAUAUUCUCACACACCCGUUGGUCUGAAUGUUUAAAGGGGGGGUGAAAUUACACUGAGUUUUUUACACUGUUAAAAGAGUUGGAUUCCCAUGCUAAACAUGGACAAAGUUUCAAAAAUUAAGUUGUACGUUUGAAGGAGUAUUUCUGUUCCAAAAAUACUCCUUCCGGUUUGUCACAAGUUUCGGAAAGUUUUUUUUUUCGAGUAUGGCUCUGUGUGACGUUAGAUGGAGCGGAAUUUCCUUAUAUGGGUCCUAAGGGCACGUCUGCCGGAAGAGCGCGCGCGCUCCCGUAUAGCAGAGCACUGACUGAGAGCACAGACAUUCACUGAUCAGAGCGAGAGCAUCGCGAAAUGUCACAAAAGGAGUGUGUUUUUGGUUGCCAGGCCAAGACAACCCUUCACAGAUUACCAAAAGAGAAACAGCAUUAAGGGACCAGUGGAUGGAGUUUAUUUUUACAGAGGAUCAACGGAGUUGUGCAAGUGUUUGUGUUUGUUCCCUGCAUUUCGAAGAUGCUUGUUUUACAAACAAGGCCCAGUUUGACGCCGGAUUUGCACAUCAUUUAUUUCUUAAGGAUAAUGCAGUCCCAACGAAAAAGGGUCACGAUCGUGUGUUGGAACCGCAUUCGGUGAGUAAAACUGCUUCAAAUAUCUCUGUGUUGUUAACUUAGCUGUCGGCGCGUAACGUUAAGCACAUCAAGUAAACAACAUGCGAUGUUGUCAUCAAACUGCACUUUCCACAUGUACAGCUUAUAAAAAAAAGACGACUAAGUGGAACUUAGUCAUUUUCCAAAACUGCUAAGCAAAUAUAUACAGUUUCAGUACAUACCACAUAGAGAUGUCAUUGCUGAUGCUGCUCUUGUUAAAUUUCAGCCUCUUUAUCUGAUUCUGGAUCAUAAAUAUACGCUGAAUCUGACUGUUAGCCAUGGUUUGUUUUGGUUGGUUUUGUCCUCACCAUAAUGAGACACAGCUUCCAAACGCUCUCAACGCAAAAGCCUACUGGCGCUCGUGAUUCUUUAGCUCCGCCCACACGUCACGCCUCCAGCCGGUCGUUUUUUUCCGGGAAAAA